AUCCACUGGGGCUGUCACAGUAAUAAUUGUACGGAGUACUUAGAGGAAAACAGGAUACAAUGGGGACUACAGCGGGGCGAUUCGGCUUCAAGCCUUGAAUACUCCGAAGGUAAUACACUUUUCCUUCCUUGCCUACUUGAGAGCAAGACACAAGCUCAGGCACCAACCAAUGGCGGGUCAAUAUCUUCUCUGCAAGAGGAAAACGUGCGUCAAUGGCGCAAUGACCAUAAUCACAGCCAUCCGUGAUCCGGCAUGAUUCUCGGAGUCUGACCUGCCGCGAUUUGGAAUAGUAGUAUUGAAUUCAGCCCCACCCCCGUCUUGAAACUUUGUUGCCUCAGGCCAUAGUUUGAGUGGGGUUCGGCUUCUAUCAGCGCGACAAAUCUUCAGAUCGACUGACGCAAUAUUCAAUCUCUAUCGAGAAGCUCCGUCUUUGUUUUCCCUCACGUAUUUUCUGUUGUCAGACUACCCCAACUAUUUCUCGGAAGAGCCAUGGCAGACGCAGAGCUAGAGGAGAUCAGGCGAGCUCGUCUUGCGCAACUCCAGCAACAGGGCGGUGGCCCGCGGGGUGGCCCGGGGCCAUCAGAGGGUGGCCAAGAAGACCAAAGAAAACAAGUUGAAGCCGAACGACGCACCAGUAUCCUAAACCAGAUCCUUGAACCGGAAGCCGCAGAUCGUCUAGGGCGUAUCCGCAUGGUGAAGGAGUCUCGUGCUAUGGAUAUUGAGAACAGACUCAUCAUGCUUGCGCAGACAGGUCAACUACGACAAAAGGUCACAGAAGAGCAACUCAAACAGCUUCUGAAUGCCGUGGCGGAGAAUCAGCGCAAGGACGAGGAGGAGCAGAAGAUUGUGAUUAAUCGGCGUAAGGGCGGAUGGGAUGAUGACGACGAUCUACUGGAUCUGUGAGAAGGAAAGAGGCAUGGUUAUGGAAGGCUAUGAUUUACGACGCAUCCGAUCACCUGCUUUAAGCUACAUUUGCUGACCUGGGCUUUUGAUAAAAUGAACAUGCCUAUCUACGUGGAUUGGAGACAUUCAAUUGUUAGGGGUGAAGGGACAAGUCAUCGCUUGUUAUUGCUCUGCUUCGAAAGCUGUUAAGUGGGGUAAUAUACAUCUAUACAUCUCGCUAAAAAUACACAAGUUAUUCACCAAGCACAAAGAAGCCUAGGAACUCUUGCCCUCCAAUCGUUCCUUCUCCCUUUUCUUCUGCAUCCUUAUCAUUCGUCGAAUGUCUCUCAUGUCCGGCGGUUUCUCAAUCCCCAGCUCCGCCCGCAAUUCGUCAACAUCAUUCUCUAGAACUUUCUCCCAAUAAACGUUGAUAAGUUCCUUGCUGGACAGUCCACUACGCACUGCCCAAGGAAGAUACAGCGA
Molecule: messenger RNA, 1365 nt
Organism: Aspergillus versicolor CBS 583.65
Lineage: Eukaryota; Fungi; Ascomycota; Eurotiomycetes; Eurotiales; Aspergillaceae
Product: DNA-binding protein
Exons: 4
Coding region: 490-903 (137 amino acids)
Cellular component (GO): cytosol; nucleus
Molecular function (GO): DNA binding
Source: RefSeq, a predicted model, not a curated record